Molecule: messenger RNA, 3341 nt
Organism: Myxocyprinus asiaticus (Chinese sucker)
Lineage: Eukaryota; Metazoa; Chordata; Actinopteri; Cypriniformes; Catostomidae
Product: tumor protein p53-inducible protein 11-like
Exons: 7
Coding region: 201-770 (189 amino acids)
Source: RefSeq, a predicted model, not a curated record
UUACGGUAAAUUUAUAGAUCCGUCGGUGUCUUGGUUGUUUGCAAACCCAAAGAGCACUGCAAUCAGAAUCAGAACCAGAAUUAGAAUUGAUACAUUGCAAUGUAAAUGUAUCAACAGAAUAAUCGGACGGCAUACCGAAAAUACCACAGCAGAGAAGGAAAAAAGCACGGAGGCUUCUUUAAUUGAAACUGACUGUUGGAAUGGCUUCUAAAUCUCAUCCUCCUCUAAUGAAGAAACACAGUCAGACCGAUCUGGUGAGCCGGCUCAAGACGCGCAAGAUCCUGGGCGUUGGUGGGGAGGAUGAUGAGGGAGAGGUGCACAGGUCAAAGAUCAGUCAGAUGCUAGGGAAUGAGAUUAAAUUUGCUGUUCGGGAGCCUGUGGGCCUGAGGUUAUGGAUUCUCUUCUCUGCUGUGGUUUUCACUGUCAUGGCCCUUAUGGCACUAGCCUUUCCUAACCAGCUGUAUGAGGUUGUAUUUGAUCAAGAGCAAACAGCCACCAGUGUUUCUAUACGUCUCUAUGGAGGGGCCAUUCUGAGUCUCUCUCUAAUCAUGUGGAAUGGCUUGUAUACUGCUGAAAAGAUCAUCAUCCAGUGGACAUUACUUAGUGAAGCCUGCUAUUUUGCCAUUCAGUUUUUAGUGACUUCCAUCACUCUGGUGGAACUGGGCUCCCUGCCAAAUGCUGCCAUCCUCCUCCUCCUCAGUCGCAUCUUCUUCCUUAUUGUCACGCUGUCCUACUACUACCAUCUGGGACGCCGGCCCAAGAAAAUCUGAGUGCCCCACACCAGUCCAACACACCUGGUGCUUGGGGAAUUGAGAGACGGGCCGCUGGGCUGGAGAUUUCAUUAAAAACAUCAUCACCUGGCGUUGAGCCUUACUGCAAGGACAAUGCCAAACCCCAGGCCUUUAUUUUAAUUUCCAGCGUACACACAACAUGGGAGUAUGCCUCUACAAAGCAUCUCUUUUUGCUUUUGUUUUUUAGUGGGAAAUGCUCACAAUGUUGUAAAGUGAAUUCCACUUCUUUUUUGGAUUGUGUGGUCACAGUGUAGCUCUCCUCAUUCAGCGUUUCUUCUGUAAAGUAUUGCGCACUGUAGCUGAGCUCAGAAUGCUGCAAAACUGUCUGUAGCUACUGUAUGGUAUCAAUAAAACUGUAAACAAUUUCAUGUAGUAAUGCCAGUGACUUCUAGUUCCUAGUCAUGUGAUGUUUAUAAGGGUGGCUAGUAAAUAAUAGAAUGUGGUUUUUACAUGUGGGUUUUUCAUAAAAAAUUGAGAUUUAAAAAUUCAUUCAAUUCAUGACUGCCUGGCAUGUGUAUCUGUCCAUGUAGACUGAUUUAUCCCUGAACCAGAACAGCUUGCUUUACAUUGUUACAGACACUCUGUCUCUCGGUUUUCAUAUAGAAAUGGUUAUGAAAACUCAGUUAUGAAUGCUUUUUUUGACAGACACAACGGAUCAACUGAAAUUGUCCAGUUACUGUAGUUAGUCUGUGCAUGGAACUCGUCAAAUGAUGUUGCAAUGAAGCCUCUUCAGGCUUACCAUUUUAGGAACCCCAUUGUUAGUGUAUUUUAAGGAGAACUAAUUGACCAUAUUUCAGAUAUCAGUUUCUGUUUUUGAAUGUGACAGUUAUCUCAAGGUGUCAAUGUGCGUGCUGAAACACCUUUUUCUUUCAGUAAUGCUGCAAUGGUUGUGUAGCACAAUGGCAUGUUGCAUUCAUUUUAACAACCAAUGUAGCAGUAUUUUCCUACUAUUGCCUUAAUAUGCUAAACUUCACAAGUGUUCCACAUGUCAGCUUACUGCCAGUUGUUUGUAAUGUUAUCUGGAUUAGCAAUAUACAGCAUAUAUAUUUUUUCUGUUGAUCAAAAUUUUUGCAGUUGCUUAUUUAUUGGCCUGCACCAAAAGUCUUUGCUUAAUUUAUUUACUUUUUUUAUUAGUAUUAAUUAGGUAUGCAUGAAGAAUGUGAAUCACCAAAAACAAAAAAGAUGUGAAAGUGAUCUGUUUCUCACCCACUCCUAUCAUAUCGUUUCUGAAUAUAUGGAUUAAACCACUGGAGUUUUAUGGAUUGCUGACUUUGUGAUUUUUGGAGCUUCAAAGUUUUGGCACCCAUUCACUUGCAUUGUAUAGACCUACAGAGCUGAGAAAUUAUUUUUAAAAUCUUAAUUUGAGUUCAGCAGAUGAAAGAAAAUCAUACACAUCUGGGAUGGCAUGAGGGUGAGUAAAUGAUGAGAGAAUUUUCAUUUUUUGGGUGAACUAUUUCUUUGUGAGUGUGUAUUUGCACGCCUGCUGCCCUGUGUGUAUCUGGUAGCUUAUGUUGUACAGCCCUCCAUAAAACUUAAUGGAAUUCAGAGCCUUUUGAAAUAACAUUGAAAUAACUUUUCAUCUCUAGCUUUGUAUUUUCUCUGCAAAAAUAAGGCUGUGAAUCAUGAUUGUUAUAUGGAAGGAAGCAAUACAUUUAGCAAGAGUCUAUAUAGCAUAUAACAGUUUUUAAGUGUUUUGUACAACCAUGCCACUUGUUGGAUUUCAUGCACUGCAGAUAUUGCUUUCAGUAUGUUUAGGCAAAACAGUGUAUUUGUGUCUUUGCACAAAAGUAGCAGUUACUCUUUGCAAGGUCUAUUUAAGUGUUCACAUUUGGUUCUGUCCUGCUCAAACCUGUGCUUUACGUAGCUUAAAUGGGUAGUAACAUAUUGAAAGGAACAACCCUGUAGUGGCUUGUGAUGCAGUUUCUUUCACAAAAGAUCUUAAUGGAAGUUUGAUUUAGUCUUUUUUGUUGUCUUCUUUACAUGUAAACAGGUUCAUAAUUUAGCAGUACUAAUCUCAGAUAUUCCAAAAUUUUGCUCUGUGGAGCUCCUCUCACUGUCCUGCAAAUAUUUGAAGAUCUUUUCAUCUAUAAAUGGAAAUGUUAGUUACUUUGAUGCGGAACCAACAUCUGUUCUAACUAGUUAUUUAGAAUAAGUAUGGUUAUUAUUGAGUGUUAUGAUCCUUUCAAUUACCUCCCAUUAUAUAUAUAUAUAUAUAUAUAUAUAUAUAUAUAUAUAUAUAUAUAUAUAUAUAUAUAUAUAUAUAAGCUGUCUUACCUUUUAACACUUGCCCAACUAAUAGCAAUGACAGCAAAUGCCAUACAUGAAGCAUUUGCUAUCCGUGACCCCUCCUGAGAAUUGUGUUGCCAUGCAGUUAGAAAUAAAUAUCUAGUUAGCUAAUAGUGGUAUGGCUUCAGUUGUCUGCAGAUGGUGUUCAUAAAGUCACUGAAGGGAUGUUGAUGUACUUUUUAAAUGAGUGUGUAAAUAUUUUAUUGAGAGAUGUUCUUGUUAUGGAUCUGCAUCAUCUUUUUGGAAUAAAGAAAAUUUAUCACA